CGCGCGCCUGGCGCCGCCCGCGCGCCCUCCGCGCCGCCCGGCCCGCCCAGGCCUCUCGCGAACAUGGCGCUUGUCCCCUGCCAGGUGCUGCGGGUGGCGAUCCUGCUGUCCUAUUGCUCUAUCCUGUGCAAUUACAAGGCCAUCGAAAUGCCCUCGCAUCAGACCUACGGAGGGAGCUGGAAAUUUCUGACGUUCAUUGAUCUGGUUAUCCAGGCCGUCUUUUUCGGGAUCUGUGUGCUGACUGAUCUUUCUAGUCUUCUGACAAGAGGAAGUGGGAACCAAGAGCAAGAGAGGCAGCUCAAGAAGCUCAUCUCUCUGCGGGACUGGAUGCUGGCUGUGUUGGCCUUUCCCGUUGGGGUUUUCGUCGUAUCAGUGUUCUGGACCAUCUAUGCCUGUGACAGAGAGAUGAUAUACCCAAAGUUGCUUGAUAAUUUUAUCCCAGGGUGGUUGAAUCACGGAAUGCACACGACGGUUUUGCCCUUUAUAUUAAUCGAGAUGAGGACAUCGCACCAUCAGUAUCCCAGCAGGAGCAGUGGACUCACAGCCAUAUGCACCUUCUCUGUGGGCUAUAUAUUAUGGUUGAAUGUUGGGGUACAUCAGCCACAAGAAAUCUCCAUGUGGUCUAUUGGACACAGUGAAGUCCCAAGAGUAAGGGUGUGCUGGGUGCAUCAUGUCACCGGCAUGUGGGUGUACCCCUUCCUGGAACACAUUGGCCCUGGAGCCAGGAUCAUCUUCUUUGGGUCAACGACCAUCUUGAUGAACUUUCUGUACCUGCUGGGAGAAGUUCUGAACAACUACAUCUGGGAUACACAGAGAAGUAUGGAAGAAGAGAAAGAGAAGCCUAAACUGGAAUAAGAUCCAGGUCUAAACAGAAAAGCAGGAUUGAAUCACCACUGAGCUUUGUCACCUCCAGCAUCUGCAAUGUAGAACAGAACCUCACAAGAGGCAAUGUCAUCAGCCCCCACCUCCCUGCCCCAGAGGGAGGGCACUUUUUAUACACAAAUAUGCAUACAAAUAGAAUACAGUGCUUUCCAAAAAUACUUUCACCUUGGCUGUGUUUUAAAGAAUUCUUUCCAAAUUCAUUUUUGAUAAUAACAUCUUUUUUCCUUUUCUAGCUUUAAAACUAAAAUUGAUCAUUGGAUUUUCCUUUUUGCAAUUGUAACUCCAUUUAAUCAAGGAGGAAUAAAAUUCUAUUGUGUUUCUUGUUGAGAAAUAUUUCAAGUCAAAGGGGGGUAUGUGGAGCAAGGCAUGAGUGUAUUUAGUCCCAAAGGA
Messenger RNA from Urocitellus parryii (Arctic ground squirrel), 1272 nucleotides. RefSeq names its product androgen induced 1 (gene Aig1). Lineage: Eukaryota; Metazoa; Chordata; Mammalia; Rodentia; Sciuridae. The record is from RefSeq and is a predicted model, not a curated record. Gene Ontology annotation, cellular component: endomembrane system; membrane.